Glarea lozoyensis ATCC 20868 is the source of this 954-nucleotide messenger RNA. Its product is annotated as Metalloproteases (zincins), catalytic. The record is from RefSeq and is a predicted model, not a curated record. The transcript has a single exon. Gene Ontology annotation, molecular function: metallopeptidase activity. Bases 1 to 954 code for a protein of 317 amino acids. Lineage: Eukaryota; Fungi; Ascomycota; Leotiomycetes; Helotiales; Helotiaceae.
AUGUAUAUCACAGCUCUAUUAGUGUUAUUUAUAUGUCUCGGCUUCAGCGUUACACAUCCCUCCUCGCACAAGACCACCAUUGAACAGCGACAAGUUCCCGACGCCGAGCCAUCGCCAGCGCCUGUUGUCUUCAUGGAUGAGCCUGAUAUCCAAAACUUGAACUACAUCGAUCCAUCGAGUGGUCUACCAUUUCCUCCGUUGAAGUAUGUGUUCCCAAGCACAUACCUAGACCCAGAAUGUACAGGUGCAGAGGAAUUAAUCCUUAAACACGCAUGGAGAGUUGCAAGGGACAUAGUAGCGGCACAGACUACAACCUUUAGGGACUACAACUACGACUUUCCGCAUUCUUGUUGGCUAGGGGAUGACUGGAACUCAGCAGGUGAUCAUUCAAAGUAUAUUGCCGACAGCUUUAAGCUGAUACAAAGACUAUUCGGUGGAUUAAUGAAAGAUAAAAAUAUUAUCGUCUGGCGUUGCUCGGAAUCUUCAAACCCUAGCCUAAUAUGCAGAACGGGAAUAGACGGAACGCAACUUGAAACUACUGCUACGACCAAAUAUCAUGUUGGACGUCAGGGACGCGGUUAUUGGGUACAAACGACCUUAUUUUGUCCGAGAUUUUUUCAAUAUGAGACAUUAAAACAGCAAGUUGAAAGGUAUAAAGACGAGAAGGAGGGUCAAUUGAGAAUUGCCAACUUUGAGUAUAGGACCGCUAAGACGAUGCUGCACGAGACAUGGCACUACGGUGUAGUUUCCGAUGCAAUUGACUAUGUAUAUGGGUCACAGGCAUGCUAUAAAUUGGCUAGAUCAAAUGGAGCGCAGAUAACGUCUCUAAAUGCAGACUCGUUGGCUUACGAUGGGUUAGCGAUAUAUCUCCACCGAAAAUUCAAAUCCAUACACCCGCCAACCACCGAGGAGCAUUUGGAAGCUCUCAGAGCACAGAACCCACUAAGUGUGUGA